CGGAAGACGUGUGUGUGUGUGUGGGCGUGAACAGGGGAGGAGAAGUAGUGGAGCUGCUGCUGUUGCUGCUUCAGCUGGAGGAGCAUGUUAGAGCCGGGGACACUGCUGCUCCCGCCGGCGUGGGAACUCUGGGAAGACGUGUGACGGGACUGAAAGUGAAAAUAAUAAUAUUUUUUAAGAAAAAAGUUGUAGACAUUCGUCUUGAAAAGCCCCUGAAGUGAAUUAAACCCGCUCUCCUCCCCGGAGCGCAGCCUCCCUUCCUGGAUGUGAAGCAGACACGGCCACCGCCUGGGAGACACUAGUGAUAACCGGGCGAGGACCUCCUUUUUCAGAAAGUCUCAGCAACCUCUGGCAACGAUGUAGACGUGAUGGUGAUGCAGAGCCUUGCAGGGAGGAGGAGCAGCAGCUGACUGUCUCCCCCAAUUCACCACACCCUGCACUCUAUGUCUGUCCUGAUAGGGCAGCUGGAGUGCAAUGUCAUCAACCACACCCCUGUCGACCCAACCCUUUAAGAAGGGGAGGAAGCAGGAGAAAUCCGAGGUGAUGGCUGAUACAGCACAGGCCACUAACGAAGAACUCCGAAGCAAAGUCAUGGAUGUUCAGAUCGAGCUGCAGCAAGAACGUGGGAAGGUCUGUAAGCUCCGUGAGCGCCUCCAGGAGCAGCGGCAGGCCCGAGAGCUUGAGCAACACAAACAUGCCGUAGCGCUAACUGACCUGCGUGCUAAGCUCCAUGAAGAAAAGCUGCGUGAGACAGCGACUGCCCGUGAGGCCCUGGCACGGCAGCAUGAAGCCGAGUUGGCCAGGGCCAUCAAGAUCAAGGACACGGAGGUGCAGAGGCUCCAGGGUCUUGUAAAUGCACUAAGAGACGGAGCAGCUGACAAACUCAAAAAUGCUCUUCUUGGAGAAGCUCGAGAGGAGGCUAGGAAAGCUUUUGAUGGAGAAAGACUGAAGUUACAACAGGAGAUUCUAGAGCAGAAAACUGGCAGGAAGCAGGCUGAGGAGGCGCUGGCAACUGCCCUCCAAGCUGAUAAAGCCAAAGCAGCUGACCUCCGAUCAGCUUACCAACAGCACCAGGAUGAGGUGCAUCGCAUUAAACGCGACUGUGAGAAAGACAUUCGCCGUUUGAUGGAUGAGUUGAAGGCAAAGGACCGGGUGGUGGGCGCUCUGGAGAGGGAGCUGGGGGCGCAGGCCGGCUACACCCAGAAGCUUCAGUUACAGAAGGAAGCUCUGGAUGAGCAGCUGGGUCAGGUACGAGAGGCGGAGAGACACAACCAUGGCAGCCCCAAACGAGAAGUGGUGCUUGGGAUGGGAGAAAACCCGGACCUGCUCAACAACCAGGAGGUGGAGGAGCGUGACAUGAGGAGGUUCCAGCUGAAGAUUGCAGAGCUCCAUUCAGUCAUUAGGAAAUUGGAGGACAGAAAUGCACUGCUGGCAGAUGAAAGGAAUGAACUACUGAAAAGGGUGCGCGAGGCAGAGAGCCAGAUGAAGCCCAUGUUUGAGAAAAAUAAGCGUCUGUCUAAGAAAAAUGAUGACCUCCUGCAAACAUUACAGCGCAUGGAGGAAAAACUCAAGAACCUAAGUCGUGAGAAUGCUGAAAUGAAGGAAAAGGCUUCCUCCUCUCGACCACCUUCUCAGCAGCAAUCCACUCAGCCCCAGCUGAAGCGGCCCAGCUCCCUGACCGACCUUAGCCAUGCCCACGAGGAGCAGGAGCUGGAGUUCCUUAAAAUGCAGGUUGCUGAGCAACGUGGCAUCAUUGAUGAGCUCAUGCAGGAGCGUGAUCGUUUGGUGCUGAGCAAGAAAACUAAAAGGAAACCCACCAAGAUGCCAAAAAAGCAUGUUGUGGAGACAUAUUUUGGAUUUGAUGAGGAGUCAAUAGACUCUGAGACCUCUUCGCUGACCUCCUUUAACACUGACCUGACCGACCGCACACCUGCCACCCCUGAAGAAGAUCUGGAAGAAAGUGUUUCCCGUGAAGAGUCAGAGCUUCGUUUCCGUCAGCUGACCAGAGAGUAUCAAGCUCUGCAGCGAGCCUACGCCCUCUUGCAGGAGCAGGCUGGGGGUUCUCUGGAUGCUGAGAGGGAGGCCAGGACACGUGAGCAGCUGCAAAUGGAGCUGAGUAGCUCCCAGGCCAAGAUUGGUGACCUGGAGAAGGUCCUGGCUGAGAGGGGGCAGGAUUCAAAGUGGGUGGAGGAGAAGCAAUACUUGAUCAGAACCAACCAGGAACUGCACGAGAAGAUGUGUGCUUUCCAACAGGCGGAGUUGCGUCUGCAGGCCGAGGUUCAGGACGCUCGGGACCAGAAUGAGCUGCUGGAAUUUAGGGUGCUGGAGUUGGAAGAGAGGGAGCGCAGAUCUCCUGCCUUCAGUCUCCACAUGUCUACAUUUGCUGAGAACAGUAGCUGUGCCCUGCAGAGCUACUGUCACCAGGAAGGUGUCAAGGAUGUAAUCAUCCCAGAGCUGAUGAAGAAACUGGACAUUCUGGGUGAUAAUGGGAAUCUCAGGAAUGAGGAGCAGGUGGCAGUGAUCCAGGCAGGGACAGUGAUUUCACUCUGUGAAAAGUGGUUGAAGCAGAUUGAUAGUACCGAGGCUGCCCUCACGCAGAAAAUGAUUGACCUGGAAAAUGACAAAGAACUGUUCAGCAAGCAGAAGGGAUUCCUUGAGGAGGAGUUGGAUUACAGGAAGCAGGCCUUGGAUCAGGCCUACAUGAGGAUCGAGGAGCUGGAGGCCACGCUGUAUAGCGCUCUGCAGCAGGAGCAGCCGGCAUGCCAGGCGGUGGCCGAGUCGCUGACAGACAGGCAGAGGGAGGAGCUGAGGCUCGCUGUGGACAAGCUGCGGCGUCAGAUUCUCCGGCAGAGCCGGCAGUUUGACACUCAGAUCUUACAGGAGCGCAUGGAGCUCCUACAGCAGGCCCAGCAGAGAAUUAGAGAGCUGGAGGACAGGAUUGACUUGCAAAAGAGACAAAUAAAGGAAAUAGAAGAGAAGUUUUUGUUCCUCUUUUUGUUUUUCUCUUUAGCAUUUAUUCUUUGGCCUUAAUGAAAAAGAUUGCAGACCCAAAUCAGGUGUUAAGGUGCUAUGGAGACAAACGAGGAUGAAACAAAACUUGUUUUUUUAUGCAUUUGUAGACAGUUCACAAAACCAUAUGGCCUUUUUUGAUAAUCACGCACUUUUGCAAAUGACACUUACCUGGAAUGCAAACAUAUUUGAAAAUAUAAUAAAUAACCCUAUAUACCUGAGAUUAAAGUGAGAUUUAUUUAUAAUUACUAUGUACUAUAGUGGUCUUCGAACAUGGAACGUAAAGCUACAAUGUGAGAAGCAAACACAGAUUUACUGAGGGAAAACUCUUAAUCCGAAGAUUUUACUAAAGAGGACAAAAGCUGCAGCCUCAGCUGAACGGAGGCCCAGUGGAAAAAUCAAAAGCUGGAGGGAGAAGAGUGAAAGCAAAGGGCUGCACGAGGGGGUAAACAGGAUGAGUGCCAACUGGAUGUGGAGGAUUCUGGCAAAGUCGAAUGUCUGUGGUGUUUCUAAGGAAACCGCACUGCAAUGAGUCCACAGGCCAGAGGCUGAACUUGUUGCACUGAGUGCACGAAACUACAAUCAGUGGAAACUCAAAGGGCAGUGGAUACGGGCUGAUCGGUGGAGAAUGCCAACUCUUCAGCAGACACAACGGGUUACAAAAGCAGUUUGGUUACCAUGGUAACAGACUCUACAGACACUGACCCGGGCCUGUGGGUUCUGUAUAACAGAGUAAAGAUCCUGGAGGAGAAAGCAUAAUCAGCCAUCCAGUCCGAC
Cololabis saira (Pacific saury) is the source of this 3786-nucleotide messenger RNA. RefSeq names its product janus kinase and microtubule interacting protein 1 (gene jakmip1). The transcript is spliced from 24 exons. Bases 475 to 3030 code for a protein of 851 amino acids. The record is from RefSeq and is a predicted model, not a curated record. NCBI's taxonomy places the organism in Eukaryota, Metazoa, Chordata, Actinopteri, Beloniformes, Belonidae. Gene Ontology annotation, molecular function: microtubule binding; GABA receptor binding; kinase binding.